Ipomoea nil (Japanese morning glory) is the source of this 3255-nucleotide messenger RNA. RefSeq names its product plasma membrane ATPase 4-like. Gene Ontology annotation, molecular function: ATP hydrolysis activity; ATP binding; P-type proton-exporting transporter activity. The record is from RefSeq and is a predicted model, not a curated record. Gene Ontology annotation, cellular component: plasma membrane. The transcript has 15 exons. Gene Ontology annotation, biological process: regulation of intracellular pH; proton export across plasma membrane. Lineage: Eukaryota; Viridiplantae; Streptophyta; Magnoliopsida; Solanales; Convolvulaceae. The coding region runs from base 185 to 3040 and encodes 951 amino acids.
AAUCAAUCUCUCUCUCUCUCUCUCUCUCUCUCUCUCUCUUUCUCUCUCUUAUCGUCUUAUAUCUGAUCUCCAUUGAUGAAAACUCAGGAGAGAAACUGAUGUUCUUUGCUGGGACGACGACGUAUCACCAUUUCCAGAAAGCUUGAUUUCUUCCCUGCACUUUUCUUUAAAGCUUUGACCUAAAAUGGGUGGCAUCAGUCUCGAAGAGAUCAAGAAUGAGACUGUCGAUCUGGAGAAAAUUCCCAUCGAGGAAGUGUUUCAACAGUUGAAAUGUACGAAAGAGGGUUUGAGUUCAGACGAAGGGGCCAACAGGCUUCAAAUAUUUGGUCCCAACAAAUUGGAAGAGAAAAAGGAAAGCAAGUUACUGAAGUUCCUGGGGUUUAUGUGGAACCCUCUAUCAUGGGUGAUGGAAGCUGCAGCCAUUAUGGCCAUCGCACUGGCUAACGGAGAUGGAAAGCCCCCAGAUUGGCAAGACUUUGUGGGUAUCAUUUGCUUGCUUGUCAUCAACUCAACUAUUAGUUUCAUUGAAGAAAACAAUGCUGGCAAUGCUGCUGCAGCUCUUAUGGCCGGACUUGCUCCCAAAACCAAGGUGCUGAGAGAUGGGCGAUGGAGUGAACAAGAAGCUGCUAUUCUUGUUCCAGGAGAUAUUGUGAGUAUCAAAUUGGGAGACAUUAUCCCUGCAGAUGCCCGUCUUCUUGAAGGCGAUCCUUUAAAGGUUGAUCAAUCCGCCCUUACGGGAGAAUCCCUCCCUGUGACCAAGCACCCCGGGGAUGAAGUUUUCUCGGGUUCUACCUGCAAACAAGGAGAGAUUGAAGCUGUUGUUAUUGCCACUGGGGUUCACACUUUCUUCGGGAAGGCAGCACAUCUUGUAGACAGCACGAACCAAGUCGGGCACUUCCAGAAAGUCCUCACCGCCAUUGGGAACUUCUGUAUAUGCUCCAUUGCUGUGGGCAUGAUAGCUGAGAUUAUCGUGAUGUACCCGAUUCAGCACAGGAAGUAUAGGGAUGGAAUUGACAAUCUGCUCGUGCUCUUGAUCGGUGGCAUCCCGAUUGCCAUGCCCACGGUUUUGUCUGUCACAAUGGCUAUCGGGUCUCACAAGCUGUCCCAGCAGGGUGCCAUCACCAAGAGAAUGACUGCCAUUGAAGAAAUGGCGGGCAUGGAUGUGCUGUGUAGUGACAAGACCGGAACUUUAACUCUUAACAAGCUGAGCGUCGAUAAGAACUUGGUAGAGGUGUUUGCGAAGGGCGUUGAGAAAGACCAUGUGCUCCUUUUUGCUGCUAGAGCUUCCAGGGUUGAAAAUCAGGAUGCCAUUGAUGCUGCCAUGGUUGGAAUGCUUGCUGAUCCAAAGGAGGCACGAGCGGGCAUUACAGAGGUCCACUUCUUGCCAUUUAAUCCAGUAGACAAGAGGACUGCUUUGACAUACAUUGAUGCUCAAGGAAACUGGCACAGGGUUAGCAAAGGAGCUCCCGAGCAGAUUUUGAGUCUUUGCAAUGCUAGGGAGGACUUAAAGAGAAAGGUUCAUUCUGUGAUUGAUAAGUACGCUGAACGUGGGCUGAGGUCGUUGGCUAUAUCGAGACAGGAAGUACCCGAGAGAUCAAAGGAGAGCGAGGGUGGACCGUGGCAAUUCGUUGGAUUGUUACCACUCUUUGACCCUCCCAGGCAUGACAGCGCUGAGACUAUCCGCAGGGCUCUUAACCUCGGUGUAAAUGUUAAAAUGAUUACUGGUGACCAACUUGCGAUUGCUAAGGAGACUGGUCGUAGACUUGGAAUGGGGACUAACAUGUACCCGUCUGCUUCUUUACUCGGUCAAAGCAAAGAUGCUUCCAUUGCAUCCCUCCCAGUAGAGGAAUUGAUCGAAACGGCUGAUGGCUUUGCUGGGGUAUUCCCAGAGCACAAGUACGAAAUAGUGAAGAAGUUGCAGGAGAGGAAGCACAUUGUUGGAAUGACGGGUGAUGGAGUGAACGAUGCUCCGGCUUUAAAGAAGGCAGAUAUCGGGAUUGCAGUGGCCGAUGCCACUGAUGCAGCGAGGGGCGCUUCUGACAUUGUGCUCACUGAGCCCGGGCUUAGCGUUAUCAUUAGUGCAGUGUUGACUAGCAGAGCCAUUUUCCAGAGGAUGAAGAACUACACUAUAUAUGCAGUGUCCAUUACAAUACGUAUUGUGUUUGGUUUCAUGCUUAUUUCCUUGAUUUGGAAGUAUGACUUCUCUGCCUUUAUGGUUCUCAUCAUUGCCAUUCUAAAUGAUGGAACCAUUAUGACAAUCUCGAAGGAUAGAGUAGUGCCAUCCCCGCUGCCAGAUAGUUGGAAACUGAAAGAGAUUUUCGCCACAGGAGUUGUUCUUGGAGGCUACUUGGCUCUGAUGACUGUUAUUUUCUUCUGGAUUAUGCACGACACCGACUUCUUCUCUGAUAAGUUCGGUGUAAGAUCAAUUAGGAACAGCGAUGAGGAAAUGAUGGCUGCGCUAUAUCUUCAAGUGAGUAUUGUGAGCCAGGCUCUGAUUUUUGUGACUCGCUCUCGCAGCUGGUCCUUCGUGGAGCGGCCUGGAAUGCUGCUGCUAGUUGCUUUCCUCAUUGCACAGUUGGUUGCUACUCUGAUUGCGGUGUAUGCCAACUGGGGGUUCGCGAGAAUUCAGGGGUGCGGGUGGGGAUGGGCCGGGGUGAUCUGGCUCUACAGCAUCGUUUUCUAUGUGCCACUCGACAUUAUGAAGUUCGCCACUCGUUACAUCUUGAGUGGGAAGGCCUGGAAUAACCUGCUGGAGAACAAGACUGCCUUCACCACCAAGAAAGACUAUGGCAAAGAGGAGAGGGAAGCUCAAUGGGCUCAUGCUCAGAGAACUUUGCAUGGACUUCAACCGCCCGAGACUUCUAAUGUCUUCACUGAGAAGAACAGCUACCGGGAGCUAUCCGAAAUUGCAGAACAGGCAAAGAGGCGAGCCGAGAUGGCUAGGCUUCGGGAGCUGAAUACACUGAAAGGUCAUGUGGAAUCAGUGGUGAAGCUCAAGGGGUUGGAUAUUGAAACUAUCCAGCAGCACUAUACAGUUUAACUUAAGACACUUCUUUCAACAUAAGAACACAAAUGAAGUUGUUUUUAUCUACAUAAAGUGAGAGCCUUAUGAUAUGUUGUAACCUUUAUGCUUUUACUCAACUUUGUUACCAACUCGAGUAUACCUAUCCCUAUCCACCGACUCUGUUGUGUAAACUUUCAGUCUUUUACUGUGAAAAGAUCAAAUCUUUCACUAAAACACUGCAUUUCAGAAUU